This is a messenger RNA of Scylla paramamosain (green mud crab), 2146 nucleotides long. RefSeq names its product innexin shaking-B-like. The record is from RefSeq and is a predicted model, not a curated record. The coding region runs from base 474 to 1619 and encodes 381 amino acids. Gene Ontology annotation, molecular function: gap junction channel activity. Lineage: Eukaryota; Metazoa; Arthropoda; Malacostraca; Decapoda; Portunidae. The transcript has 6 exons. Gene Ontology annotation, cellular component: gap junction; plasma membrane. Gene Ontology annotation, biological process: phototransduction.
AUAAAAAGUUCCUUCUACAAAACACGCCGCAGACAACACAGGGGUGACUAAUGACUGAACUGCGAUUUUUCAGACAGUUUACAUGAAAAAUCAUUGUGUGUAUGCUGGAUUCGUUUGUGAGUGGUGUGUAUAGAUGACGUGAUCUCCAUUUUAACAGUUGUAACCCCGCAGGAAGCCACGUCCUGUCCGCUCUAGUGUGUUGCCCGCUGACUCUGAGUGCUGAGUGCCACGCCUCGCCGCAGCGCACAGCACUGACCACCGCCGCCUGGUGAGGCCAACAACUCACCCCAUCAGGUGUAGUGCACAGCAGUGACCUGACGCGAGGCACAAGACAGUCUGCAGUGACGCUUCCUGGCGCAGGGAAUUAAUCUGCUGGCGGUGACUGGAAUCGUACAAUUCUAAGAAGCUGCCUUUCCUUUGUCCCUCGGUGCCACAGUGCCAGUCAAACCCCGAAGUGCCAGGCGAAGAGCAAGAUGGUGUUACAGGUGUUCGGUGCCUUGGCCGCGGUAGCGAAGGUGAACUACUCCCGCACUCUGGUGGACAGCGUGACGGCACGCCUGCAUUACAAAUGGAGCACCACCUUCUGCCUCCUCUGUGGGGCGAUGGUCAUUGCCAAGGACUACAUAGGGGAUGCCAUCGAGUGUCUGCAGGGUGGCACGGACGCCCCGAAGUACAUCAAUACCUACUGCUGGAUCACCUCCACCUUCACCAUCAACUCCACUGAUGAACUGAAAGGACUCGGACUGUACAAAGAGAACAUCCACGAAAAACGAGUCCACACUUACUACCAGUGGGUCCCCAUAGUGCUGGCUAUACAGGCCGGUCUUUUCUACCUUCCUCAUUACCUAUGGAAGAACAUGGAAGGGAAGCAAGUAGAUCGCCUUCUGCAGGAUGUCAACAAGUCCCUCUUCGACUCCGACUCCGACAAGAAGAUAAAGAACAUGAUAGCUUACCUGAAGGAGUCUUGGGGGAUGAACGGGAAGUACUUCAUGGGUCACUUCAUGUGUGAGUGUCUGUACCUCUUCAACGUGGUGAUGCAGAUGGUGCUCAUUGACAAUUUCUUUGACGGUGCCUUCAUGAACUAUGGCUUCAAGGUAUUCGAGAAGCUGCGUUCAGACGACACGAAUGACUCACGGAUCCAGGAUGUGUUCCCGCGGAGAGCCAAGUGCACUUUCUACAGCUACGGGGAUUCCGGGAGCAUCAGGGCCGACGACGCCAUGUGUAUCCUGCCGCAGAACAUCGUCAAUGAGAAGAUCUACCUGCUCAUGUGGAUCUGGUUUAUUAUUCUCACCAUCAUCACUUGCCUGCAGUUGUUGUGGCACCUGGCGAUCUACUUCAGUGGCUGGCUAAGAAAGCAGAUCAUGUCACGCCGCCUGCACUGUUCACUCCCCUCCAGCAUGGAGCAGGCUCUUCGCACCAUGAGCCUCGGAGACUUCUGCCUCCUGAACAGCAUUGGCAUAAACCUCGACACGGUGCAUUUCAGGAUAAUAAUGGAAGGUGUGGCGAUAGCUUCCGAAGAGGUCUUCUCUCCCAGCGCCCCCAUGUCCAGAACCUACAGGCCUUUUUCCAACGAGGAUACCAUGCCAAGGAGACGAACCCUGUAUCCCACUUUGAGUUAGGAAGGUUACGUUUAGGUAGAAGGGUCAGUUAGAAGGGUGUAGAAGAUGCGUGAUGUCUGCUUUUUCUUUUUUUCUUUUCUUUUCCUUCUUUCCUCUCUCUCUCUCUCUCUCUCUCUCUCUCUCUCUCUCUCUCUCUCUCUCUCUCUCUCUCUCUCUCUCUCUCUCUCUCUCUCUCUCUCUCUCUCUUGUGUGUGUGUGUGUGUGUGUAUGUGUGUGUGUGUGCGUGUGUGUGUGUGUGAGUGUGUGUGUGUGUGUGUUUGUGUGUAUACCCACGUACUUGUAGUGGACAUGAUUUAAAGCCAAACAAGUCUCCAUGUGCACUGUUAUCCAGCUUCGGUACUUUUGGGAAGGCGAUAGGAGGGUCUGAGGGGCGAAGGUAACUGCUGAUAGUGGGUGAUAUCUUGAUAACUGAGGGAACGAAACCACUGUAUAUGCGUCCCUUUCGGAAUUGAGUGUUGGCCAACGGAGUAUUACAUCAUGUUUUUUUUGUUUUUUUUUGCUUUCUUGAAUAAACUUGAACAAUGCAA